Messenger RNA from Microthlaspi erraticum, 891 nucleotides. The record is from the annotation of a GenBank genome assembly. NCBI's taxonomy places the organism in Eukaryota, Viridiplantae, Streptophyta, Magnoliopsida, Brassicales, Brassicaceae.
AUGGCGAUCCUCCACUUGUCACUUUCUUCACUGACCUCGACGAUAACAUAUUCAGCAGCUUCACAAGAUUCCGACAGAACCCGGAAGAAGAAUCUCAUUACGAAAGACUCUGUCUCCUCUUUCAGCUUAUGUCCCUGCGGAAGAAGACAUUUCCUCGGAGCUGUGACUUCGUUGCCGUUUCUUCCAGUCUCUUCCUCAUACUCUUCUUCUAGCUCAAUGGAUGAUUUAAAAAGAUUCCGUCCUCCAAAGCCAGAUUGGUACGAGGAGCUCUUUGCUUGGUCUAUGAAUACAGAAAUGGAAUCUUACGAGAAAGAGAUUUCGGGUUACAAAAUGAGACUCUUUGAGAGUUUGGUUGGAAAAGCAGAAAAGGUUUUGGAGAUUGGCAUUGGAACAGGUCCCAAUUUCAAGUACUACUCCACUAUACCAAACAUCUCUGUUCUUGGUGUUGAUCCAAACCCUAAAAUGGAAAUUUAUGCACGUAAAUCCGCCGAAGAAGCCGGUUUGAAACCUCAAGAAUUCAGCUUCAUUCGCGCGGUCGCAGAAUCUAUACCAAUAGAAGAUGCAUCGGUUGAUGCAGUUGUGGGGACUCUUGUGCUUUGUUCUGUCUCAGAUGUCACUCAAACGCUUAAUGAGAUUAAACGGAUUCUGAGACCGAGUGGGGUUUACAUUUUCAUAGAACAUGUUGCAGCUGAAGAUGGAUCAUUUGUGAGGUUAGUGCAGAAUGUGUUGGAUCCAUUGCAACAAGUUGUUGCUGAUGGAUGUCACUUGACGAGGCGAACCGGAGAUUACAUUUUAGAAGCCCGGUUUAGUGGCGGCGCAGAUGUUAUAAAGGUUUCUCUUCCUAGCUUAGCUUACUUAAGCUCACAUGUCUAUGGUGUUGCUUACAAUUAA